AUGACGUCAUAUUUUCAGGCAUGCGUACCAUCUGUUGUAUCACCAGGAGAUAAUGUGGAUAAUGACUGUGACGGUGAUAUUGAUGAAGAUAAUUGUAUAGCUGAAGAUCUUGUGACUGUGUUUACGUCGACACAGGAUGAAGAAAGCGGUAACGUAACAUACAAGACCAUGACAUUAAAAGGAACAAAUUAUGUUAAAAUUAAUAUAAUUUCUUGCGAUGUUGCCAGGAUAAGACUUGAAAUAGAUAAAGAACUUCCCCAAACAAUGAAUAUAGAGAUAUCAAUAUCUGCUAUCGUUGUACAAUUGUGCGGUGACUUUUGUUUAGAGGCGAUAGUACAAACACAAAGUGUGUCAAAUUGCUCUGCACCGCAGUCUUACAUGCUGCAAUGGAACAACCAUUUAACUUUGCAUACGACCGCCUCAACGUAUAUUUUCUAUGACAAUAUUCCACUAGCGAACGACUAUGACAAACUAACGUUGUCAACACUCGGCAGAUCAGCUACUUUUGAAAUAUUUUUACCGGAAAAGGACUGCAAGAAAAUAAUUCAAGGUGCUCCGGACACGCAAGGUUCAAACUUCAUUCUCCCUGUUCAUAACACUGACAAUGGGUUCAUUGCAAUGCUGUCAACGAGAGGAGAUUUAAAUGGUACAGUCAAGAUCCAACUAGACGUAUCUAGUUCUCUUACUCCAAUAGAAAUGCUGGCAAAUGAAACGAAGCAAAUAUAUAACACAGAUAUUACAGAAGCUACCUAUAACAAAAUAACACUAACUGCUACAGGUGGGGAGAUAUCCGUCUAUCUUUAUAGAUCAACUGUACCGGGAAAAGAUUCAAAAGGUCCAAUCUAUCCAACAGAUAUCCUUGGUACAUCUUAUCACAUUUACAAACACAGUCAAGCAACACUAGCUACUUUUUGUGACAUAUACACCAUUGGACACGAUGCACAAACAAAUGCUGGUCACGUUCUCGUUGAUGUAAACACAGAGGUGCAACAGCAAGAAUAUGAUGAUCUUGGAUCAAGCCAUCUGGUAAAAUCCGACAGACCUUUAGCUGUUUUCUGCGGAACAUUGGAAACUACUUUGCUCCAGGUUCCCCCUGUAGAAACAUUAGGGAAGCAAUUUCUAAUACCCGCCAUUGAUAUUGCUGGCUUGUCCCUGAAUGCAUCGAUUGUUGUAAUUACGAGUGAAGACAGCACUGUUAUAACUAUACGAGGAGAUUACGACCAGAGGGACACGGUUGACAUGAAAGGUGGAAUUGUAAACAGGAUACUCGUCACAGAUACG
Messenger RNA from Ruditapes philippinarum (Manila clam), 1281 nucleotides. RefSeq lists its product as uncharacterized. The record is from RefSeq and is a predicted model, not a curated record. NCBI's taxonomy places the organism in Eukaryota, Metazoa, Mollusca, Bivalvia, Venerida, Veneridae.